CUGCUGAAGCCCCGCCCCUUAAAUGUGAAGUGGUCACGUGGAAUACAAAUGGACCAAUAGGAACGCGCGGUCGGGUGGAAGUCGCGGAUUUUGAAACGGUUUUUUCAACAAAACAUUCGCUCGAUCGUCAAAUUUGCCUGCUUUCUCCGUCUCUUGUGCAGAGAUGGAUGAAGAGGAGAGCACAGAGAGACAGAUGCAGAUCGCCAUGCUGUGUCAGCGGCUGGCCAAGAUCAAGAAGUUAUACACUGAUGAUGACACGGAUCACAUCAACCAGGCCAUCAGCUCUCACUCUCCGGACACCUGCCGGACGCUUCUGACCAAUCUGGAGAGGAAGGGCAAUCCUCAGACAGACCCCGGCCUGCUCGCUAAACUCAUCGACGGAUACACGCGUGUCUUCUCCAGCAUGCCGCCGGGCAAGUACAGCCAGAUUGAGAGCUACGCCCAGAUGCUGGUCAGAUUCGCAGAGUUGAAGGCCAUCCAAGAUGUAAAUGAUGCACAAGCUAGUUUUGACAUAGCGAGAUCCUACUGUAAGGAUUUUGCCUUCGUUCACGUUGCUUACGCUCAGUUUGAGCUUUUACAAGGGAACAUUAAGAAGUGCACUUUGAUUCUUCAGAAGGCUUUUGAGAUGAAUGCUAAACCCAGACGUGUUCUGGAGGCUGCGCUGAGGAACCUCAACACGGGCAAACACCAGCUCCUCUCACAUGAAGAUAAGGAGAACUUAACAGUGUCUGCACACGACGAUGCGCAUGAGUCUGUGAGCAGCAGCUCCAGAAGAUCUGAAGGAGCAUGUGACCUGCAGACCAGCGGCUCUUCUCUCCUUGGGAGCGAUCAGAAGUUGAGUCCAGCAGAGAACAUGAACAUGCCUGUGUGGAGAGCAGGGUCACAACACAGAAGAACAGCCAUGGCAGAAAGAGUUCCCAUGGUGCCUCUCUCUAUCCCUGAAAACGAGAGCAGUGACUGUGACGGUGCUCAGAAACCAGAAGCUCCUGCUGCACACGCCGCUGCUUUCUCCAGGCAAACAAGUGGUUCAAAUGUGCGCUCCGCGUUCCCCAUGUGUUCCUCAAAGAAAGGCACUCCAGAUGGAGACUCCUACAGUCUGCUAAACCUGAAGCCUCCUGUGAUCAGUCCAGAUCAUCUGAGGAGAAACACUGAAGAAGGCGACACCAUCACAGCACUCCUGCAGAGAGCCGAGAGAAGAGAAACCGCUCGGACCGAAGAAACCACUGACAUCCAUCAGCUCAUCAGCACCAACUCUCCUGAAAGCUGUCAGAUCUUCCUGAAAAACCUGGAGAAGAGAGGAGACCCUGCUUCAGACGCCGCGUUUCUCUCCAAACUCCUGGACUGUUAUUCUAAAGUGUUCGCCAGGUUUCCUUUGGCCAAUCACUGCAAAACAGAAAGCUAUGCUCGAAUGCUGGUGCGAUAUGCAGAGCUGAAGGGGAUCGAAGAUCCAGAAGACGCUCCAGAUCAUUUCAGUAUUGCCAGAUCGCACUGUAAAGCUUUUGCGUUUGUGCAUAUCGCACACGCUCAGUUUGAGCUCUCACAAGGUAACUCUAGGAAGAGUAAUCUGAUUCUUCAGAAAGCGCUGAGCUCAAACGCUCGGCCGGUUGAACUGCUGCGGACCGCCAUCAGAAACCUCAACUCUGGUAAAGCUGGUCUGCUUCCCUCGGAGCAUGAAGAGAGCGCUGCAGAAAGUGUGGAAGCAGUGCGUAACAGAAAGGAAGAAGAAACUCCAGUGAAGGCUCCUGAGGAGCAACGAAAGCCUUCUUCAGACUGGAAGAUCCCUGCUCUCAUCGACAGACAUGAGUCUCCUGAGGAUCACAAAGCUCCCACAAUGCCUGGUUCCUCUUCAUCUUCACUUCAUGCUUUGAGGACACCUGCUCCUCCCAGAUCACACCCUUCUUUCAGCUGUCAGACGCCCAACUACAGAGACCCCAAUGCGAACAGUUUUGUGACUCCUGUGGUGAAGCAGCGGCCCGUGGUUGUGUCUGUUCCCUCCACGGCUCAGAAGAUGGGUCACGCUCCGUUACCCUGCACCCCUCAGAGCCGGGUGUCCAGCGUCCCGCAGCCGUCACAGACCCCCACCUCUGCUUUCUCAAAUGAGUCCAUCACAAUCAAGGGCAAACAGUUCUUCAUCUUCAAGAUGAUCGGCCGCGGCGGCUCCAGUAAGGUGUAUCAGGUGUUUGAUCAGAAGAAGCACGUGUAUGCUGUAAAGUAUGUGAAUCUGGAGGAGGCCGACGCUCAGGCCGUGGAGAGCUACAAGAAUGAGAUCCAGCACUUGAAUCAUCUUCAGCAGUACAGCGAUCAGAUCAUUAAACUCUACGACUAUGAGAUCACCAGCAGCUACAUCUACAUGCUGAUGGAGUGCGGUCACCUGGAUCUCAACACCUGGCUGCGCAGCCGCAAGUCCGUCAACCCUCUGGACAGGAAGUGCUACUGGAGGAACAUGCUGGAGGCGGUGCACACCAUCCACAAACACGGCAUCAUCCACAGUGAUUUAAAGCCAGCUAACUUUGUGAUUGUGGACGCGUCGCUGAAGCUGAUCGACUUUGGGAUCGCUAACCGCAUCCAGCCUGACGUGACCAGCAUCAUGAAGGACUCGCAGGUGGGGACUCUGAACUACAUGCCACCAGAGGCCAUCAAAGACACGUCCUCCAAUGGGAAGCCAGGGUCAAAGAUCAGUGCUAAAGGAGACGUGUGGUCUCUGGGGUGUAUCCUGUACUGCAUGACUUACGGAAAGACUCCGUUCCAGAACAUCACCAAUCAGAUCAGCAAAAUCCAUGCCAUCAUAGACCCGUCCCACGAGAUCGACUUCCCCGAUAUCCCUGAGAAGGACCUGCUGGAUGUGCUGAAGAGGUGUUUGGUUCGCAAUCCUAGAGAGAGGAUUUCUAUCUCCGAGCUGCUCGAUCACCCGUACCUGCAGCUGCAAGCUCAACCUGCUCCUGAGUCAGCAGAAGCGAGUGCUGGUGAUCUGAAGAGGAUCCUCAAUGAACUGGCAGCUCUUCGGUCUCCCAACAGCAUCGCCAGAGCUGCUAGUAACCUGGCCAAGAUGUGCAACAGCGGGAGGAAGUUAGAUGUGUCCGAGUGUGUGAAAACCUCCAGUCAGACGCUGUUUAAGUGAGGAGGAGGAUGAAGAUGGUGAAGGCUGCAGGACUCAGAACCACUGUCCCAAACGCUCAGGAGCCACAGAGACCGAUAUCUCACAUCUUCCGCUAGCUUCCAUUGAGCUUAACACUUCCUUCUAGAUACUUACAACAAAUGCGUGUUUGCUGUCCCAUUUCUUCCUGUUCCUGAUUUUAUUUGACCACUAGAUGCCAUCCAAGACCGUGUACAUGACAAAUAUACAUACUUUUGUCAGGUAGAUUGUAAAUGUGUUGUUCUUUUCUAACAUAUAAUAAUGCUGUUUCUUGGAGGUAACUCUAAUUUUGCAAUAUGAUAAAUGUUUGACAGCGGUCUCAUUAUUCAAUGCAUUUGUUGUCUUGAUUCAGUUUCAUCAGAAUGCAUGAUUACUUUUCUGUGAUCAUCAAUAAAUUAAAAUACUUUUA
Carassius auratus (goldfish) is the source of this 3542-nucleotide messenger RNA. Its product is annotated as dual specificity protein kinase Ttk. Gene Ontology annotation, molecular function: ATP binding; protein serine/threonine kinase activity; protein serine/threonine/tyrosine kinase activity. The record is from RefSeq and is a predicted model, not a curated record. Gene Ontology annotation, cellular component: nucleus; kinetochore. The transcript has 25 exons. Gene Ontology annotation, biological process: meiotic spindle assembly checkpoint signaling; mitotic spindle assembly checkpoint signaling; chromosome segregation. Bases 164 to 3118 code for a protein of 984 amino acids. Lineage: Eukaryota; Metazoa; Chordata; Actinopteri; Cypriniformes; Cyprinidae.